Messenger RNA from Podarcis raffonei (Aeolian wall lizard), 1309 nucleotides. RefSeq names its product serum amyloid P-component-like. The transcript has 2 exons. Lineage: Eukaryota; Metazoa; Chordata; Lepidosauria; Squamata; Lacertidae. The coding region runs from base 222 to 899 and encodes 225 amino acids. Gene Ontology annotation, molecular function: complement component C1q complex binding. The record is from RefSeq and is a predicted model, not a curated record. Gene Ontology annotation, biological process: innate immune response.
UCUCUCGCUGAGGAGGGAAGAUAAACGUCAUGUCACAGGCUGAGCCGGCGGAGGAUUAUGGCCAAUAUCCCCCAUGUGUCACUUCCUCUUCCCGGGGACUGAAGCGACGUUUAAUGACAGUUAACUGAAAAGGGCAGGCGACGAGGAAGCCCAAACUGGUGGAUGACAUGCCUUCCUCUUUUAAUAACUUGUCAGCUGCCCUGUCGGCCGUGAAAUAGCAAAUGGUUAUGAGAUGUGCCAGCAAUCAAACCGGGGAGCAGGGAGAGGAGGAGAAACUUCGGCAACAGAGAAUCGACCUAACCAGAAAAGUCUUUGUCUUCCGCACGGAGCCUAGCGAGGCCUACAUCAUCCUCAAGUCUCUGCCCAAGGAGCCGCUGCAGAACCUCACCAUCUGCCUGAGGUCCUACACAGACUUGACUCGGCCCUAUGGCCUCUUCUCCUAUGCCACUGAGUCUGAGGACAAUGAAAUCCUGAUCUUCAAGCCCAAGCGGGGAGAAUACCGGGUGUACAUCGGUGGAGAGUACCUGUCCUUCAAAGUCCCAGAGGACACCCUAGACUGGGAGCACGUCUGUUUCGGGUGGGAAUCGGCCACCGGCAUCGCUGAGUUUUGGAUGAAUGGCAAGCCUUGGCCACGCAAAGGCUUGAAGAAAGGCUACAUGGUUGGCUCCGGGGCCUUCAUCCUGCUGGGCCAAGAGCAAGACGGCUUUGGGGGCACCUAUGACUCCUACAACUCCUUCUCUGGAGAACUGACGGACGUCUACAUGUGGGAUUUCCUCCUGUCUCCUCACAAGAUGAGGGCAGCCUACCAGGAUCUGCAGCUGCCCCGAUGCGCUCUGGGCUGGAAGAACCUGCACUAUGAAAUCAAGGGAGACGUGGUGGUGAAGGGCAGGCUGAGGUAAAGGAAACGAGGGAAAUCCAGCCUCCCAAGCAGAGUAAUCAGCCUUUUCUGUCCCAAAUUCUAACCCACCUGGCCACUGAGGUGUUGUGUGGCACACUGAGCAUUUUGGAAAACAAAAACAAAAAACAAGCCGUGAACUUCCACUCAUCCACUUGGUUUAUUGCAGCUUCCCCCCUCCUGGUCGCCUGGAAGCACAUCUCGCUCACCAAAGGCAACCAGGCAAGCAUGUGUUUACGAAUCUGCUCUUGGUGCCUUCCACAUGAUGAUUUGUCGGAUGACGUUUUGCCGCUGAGGUGUUCAGCUGCUGCUUUGCUGGGUCUCUUCUCUGGAUUUGGUGUGGUUCUAAUUGCAAUGUUCUCUCCCACCUCCUUUCCGAUAUGUUUUCAUUUAAUAAACCAAUAUAAAAUGAGA